This is a messenger RNA of Tyto alba (common barn owl), 444 nucleotides long. RefSeq names its product claw keratin-like. Gene Ontology annotation, cellular component: intermediate filament. The coding region runs from base 1 to 444 and encodes 147 amino acids. Gene Ontology annotation, molecular function: structural constituent of cytoskeleton. The transcript has a single exon. The record is from RefSeq and is a predicted model, not a curated record. NCBI's taxonomy places the organism in Eukaryota, Metazoa, Chordata, Aves, Strigiformes, Tytonidae.
AUGUCGUGCACCAGCCUGUGCAACACGUCCUGUGGGGCGGCCGCUCCGGCCCCUCUGGCUGACACCUGCAACGAGCCCUGCGUGCGGCAGUGCCCCGACUCCACGGUGGUGAUCCAGCCCCCAGCCUCGGUGGUCACCUUCCCCGGGCCCAUCCUCAGCUCCUUCCCACAGCAGAGUGUUGUUGGCUCAGCGGGAGCCCCCGUCAUUGCAUCCGGAUUUGGUGGCAGUUUUGGUGGCCGUGGUGGCUAUGGAGGCUAUGGGGGAUAUGGGGGAUAUGGGGGCUGGGGUGGCUAUGGAGGCCAUGGAGGCUGGGGUGGCUAUGGAGGCUAUGGGGGCUAUGGAGGCUAUGGGUGUUAUGGGGGCUACGGAGGCUAUGGGGGUUGUGGAUAUGGAGGAUGGCGCCGUGGCAACAGGUACCUCAGUGGCAACUGCGGUUCCUGCUAA